Molecule: messenger RNA, 894 nt
Organism: Lathyrus oleraceus (garden pea)
Lineage: Eukaryota; Viridiplantae; Streptophyta; Magnoliopsida; Fabales; Fabaceae
Exons: 2
Coding region: 106-768 (220 amino acids)
Source: RefSeq, a predicted model, not a curated record
GUAAACAAAUCACCAUUCACCACACUCAUCAAACCCUUUUUUUCGUCUUCAUAGAACAAUCUUUGUCUUUGUUUGAAACAAAACUCCUUCCUUCUUGUUAACAUCAUGAGUAACAACUUCAACUUCUUUCUGCUUCACUUUCUCUUUUCUCUCUUGUUGCCACCUCUUGUCUUCUCCCACACACAUGGAAACCCUGCAAGCGAAAUUGUCGACAUUAUAAACAAGAAUAGAACAGAUCAAAAGCUUCCUAACUUGAAUGACACUCCUGGUUUAGGGUGUAUGGCCUUACAAUAUAUAGAAUUAUGCAAAGGGAACUGCACUGAUAACAACGUCGUAAACUGCAAACCUCCCGAAGACGAUUUCACCGAAGUCUUUGCCCCUAACUGCGGCGUAGAGUUACCUACUUUUGGUACCAUAACCGGACACAUUGUUGGCUGUCAAAAAAACUACCUUGAACCGUCACUAGCAUUUUCUCGAAUCCUCAUCAAAGAUAAGAGAUCUCUGUCUCUUUUGAGAAACAAAUCACAUUCUGAAGUUGGAGUAGGCCUUGUUGGAGCUCAUAAAGGACCUUUCUUUUGGUGUGUUUUGUUUGGUAAUGGAAAAGCUAACACUACGUUUGUGCUUGAGAAUCGCGGUGCCGGGAUCAAACAGAAACAAGGGUGUUAUAGUGGAAGCAAUACUCCAUGCAGUGAAGGGAAGAAACAUGAUGUUCCAUUUUUUAACUUGUUUAUGUUUUAUGUGUUUAUUCUGCUGUUUAAACUUUUGUGAUAAAUUUAUACUAAUUCAAAAUCUUCACUUGACAAUUCAUGAAUUGUAUUAUUUUGUUCAUUUUUGGUGUCAUUUCUCAACCUAUUAAGUGAAAAAUAUAUUAAUAUUAAUACAUGAUUAUUUGCA